UGUUACCUAUGUGAAGCUCCAGCACUGGGAGAACAAAGGACGCACAAAGCAUACAGACUUGAAACCGUGACAUGGACUCAGACUCAGAUGCUCUCAGUAUCCCUGCCUCCUGGGUCCAGAUGGAGUCCUCUACACUCUUUUAUGAUUAUCAUGAUAAUCUGAGUCUUCUAUGUGAGAACAAUGCCAUCUUCUUUUCCACCAUCUCCACCAUUGUCCUCUACUCUCUGGUAUUUCUCCUCAGCCUGUUGGGUAACAGCCUGGUUUUGUGGGUCUUGGUGAAGUAUGAGAACCUAGAGUCACUCACCAAUAUCUUCAUCCUCAACCUGUGUCUCUCAGACCUGAUGUUCUCCUGCCUACUGCCUGUGUUGAUCUCAACACAAUGGGAUUGGUUUCUAGGUGACUUCUUCUGCAAGUUCUUCAACAUGAUCUUCUGCAUCAGCCUCUACAGCAGCAUCUUCUUUCUUACUAUCAUGACCAUCCACCGAUACCUGUCUGUAGUGAGCCCCAUCUCCACUCUGGGGAUCCAUACCCUCCGCUGCCGUGUGCUGGUGACCCUAUCUGUGUGGGCAGCCAGCAUCCUGUCCUCCAUCCCUGAUGCUGUCUUCCACAAAGUGAUUUCCUUAAGGAAAUGUGAUUAUUCCGAGUUUCAUGGGUUCAUGGCCUCAGUCUACCAGCACAAUGUCUUCUUCCUCCUCUCCAUGGGGAUCAUCCUGUUCUGUUAUGUACAGAUUCUCAGGACCUUGUUUCGCUCAAGGUCCAGACAGAGACACCGAACAGUCAGGCUCAUCUUCACCAUUGUGGUAGCAUACUUCCUCAGCUGGGCUCCCUACAACCUCAUUCUCUUCCUGAAAACUGGAAUCAUCCAGCAGAGCUGUGAAAGCAGACAGCAGCUGGACAUUGCUAUGGUCAUCUGUCGCCAUUUGGCCUUCUCCCACUGCUGCUUCAACCCAGUGCUUUAUGUCUUUGUUGGGGUCAAGUUCCGCAGACACCUAAAAAGUCUCCUCCAGCAGGUCUGGCUGUGCCGGAAGACAUCCAGCGCUGUUCCAUUCCCCGUCUCUCCUGGUACCUUUACAUAUGAGGGCCCUUCCUUUUACUGAGAGGAGAGGAUGGUCACAUGGAGAUGACUGGGAGAACUGAAGGAAGACAAAGAGAAGUGUUAUCAGGAAGAAAAAUAUAAUAGUGAAGAUACCAGCAACUACUGCAGAAGUGUGGAGGAAAGACCUAUGGAAAAGUGGCUUCCAUCUGGGCAAUCCAACGCUACACUUCCUGCUCUGCUACACUUCCUGCUCUCAGUUCAUCAUUCAUUCUCUUGCUUAGACACAGAUUGCUUAUCGGUGAUUAGUCAGAAGAUCCUAAGUGGAAGGGUUUCUGGACUUUGGGAGGGCUUGAAGUUAAUACUAUGUGCUAACUGUGCAGUGAGGUUGCUGGCACAUAGGGUUGUCCCAACCUAUUUUUUUUUCACCUUGGUGAUGGCUGACUCUGUGGUUCUUAGCAGCUACUGGAGAAAACUGUCUUCAGGACAAGAAUAAUCACAUCUUCAAACAUUGUACAGUCACAGUGAAGUCUAGACCAUAAAAUCCCACUAAAAUGAAGAGAGUUUUGUAUUCUGGCAACAGCUGCUAACACAUAAACUGGCUUUUAAAUAUUUAAACUGGCUCAUAACUGAAGGAAUGAAUGCAAUAUAUGCUACUGUCUGCACUAAGUAAUUAUUUGGACAAUACGAAGAUGAAUAAGAUAUUAUUGCUAACUUCCAGUAGCCACCAAGCCAUCCAAGAAGGUAAAGAUAAGAAAAGUCCACUUAACAGAGGCAUUCAGGCUGAAUAUUCCUCUGCCAUUUCAUCUCUUCCAGAUUGAGAGAAAGAUGACCUCCUUCUAUCUGUACCAGCACCCCCCUUUUAACUAUUCUUCAGAGCUAAAUUCUCCUUAAGUACCGCAUUCCCUUUCCCUAAGCUUCCAGAGCCAGGUCCUAUGAAUUCUGCCUUUCCAGCAUCUCUUCAGCUUACUCUCACGAUCACAUACCCUUGACUUCAUCUCUGUAUUGUCCUCUGUCCAUAGUGUCUUCCUUUUGCUUCUUUUUUUCUCUGUUCCAUCUUCCUCCUCCAGGAAGCCACCUGCCUGAGAUUGUUCUUUUAUUUACUGCUUCUCUGUCUGGGGUUUUUCUUUGAAGCUUUAAUAAAAUUGUCCUCAAGCUUCCUUCUGA
Molecule: messenger RNA, 2200 nt
Organism: Grammomys surdaster
Lineage: Eukaryota; Metazoa; Chordata; Mammalia; Rodentia; Muridae
Gene: Xcr1
Product: X-C motif chemokine receptor 1
Exons: 2
Coding region: 72-1097 (341 amino acids)
Biological process (GO): chemotaxis; G protein-coupled receptor signaling pathway; immune response
Cellular component (GO): membrane
Molecular function (GO): chemokine receptor activity
Source: RefSeq, a predicted model, not a curated record